Molecule: messenger RNA, 1601 nt
Organism: Fusarium odoratissimum NRRL 54006
Lineage: Eukaryota; Fungi; Ascomycota; Sordariomycetes; Hypocreales; Nectriaceae
Exons: 2
Coding region: 310-1536 (408 amino acids)
Cellular component (GO): cytoplasm
Molecular function (GO): oxidoreductase activity
Source: RefSeq, a predicted model, not a curated record
UUUCAUGCAAUCCAGGCUUGGUCUGGGGAUCAUCGGUCUUCCAUCAUGCGGUUCACCAAAGUAAUCAUAGGCUGACAAAUUAAGAUGGACAGCAACGCCUACUCUAAAGCCUCUUCAAUGUGAAGCGUCCUUACAACGCCAACCUCCGUGGUUAAGCGUUAUGCUGUAAUCAAGACCAUGGCAAGAAGCGCUUCCCGAGAUGAUAUAUAAUCCGAAGAAGCGACCGUUGUUGCUUCUCACUAUCAGGCUUCACAAAAUCGUCACUACUUCCGGCUACAGUCAACUAGCACAACUUUACACCUUGUAGUCAUGGCUACUUCUUCGUUCCCUCAACGUCCUUCUUCAGCCUCCUACGAUGUUGUCAUCAUAGGCGGCGCAACAAGCGGCUCAGCAAUUGCUUGGUUUCUCGUGUCGAACCCUGACUUCAAGGGCAAAGUUCUCGUUGUCGAGAAAGACCCAUCUCUUGCCUACUCUGCAACUCAGGCCAGCAAUAACUGCAUGCGUCAGCAAUUUGCGACUGAGAUCAAUGUCAAGAUUGCUCAGUAUGCUGCCGAAUUUGUCAAAGACUUUCGCAAGAACCUCAAGUGUGAGGAUGACGACGGCAUCCCGGAUAUCCCUAUCCGCAACUUCGGCUAUCUGUAUCUCGCGGAUACUUCUGAGUUUGCUGCCGUUCUUGAGGAAGAUCAAAAGCUUCAGGCUAGCUGCGAUGCUGGGACUAAGAUGCUGUCGGUUGAUGAAAUAGCAUCCAAGUAUCCUUUCUUCGCUCUGGAUGACAUCAAGACGGGCAGCCUCAACAUUGUUGACGAGGGUGCCUUUGACGCCCUCGGCAUGGUCCAUAGCCUGCGCAAGAAAGCUCAACAGCUUGGGGUCGAUUACAUCAACAAUGAAGUUGUUGGAAUGACUCGCGUCGGCAACAAAGUCACUUCCGUUACUCUCAAGACUGGGGAGAGCAUCAGCGUUGGCAAUGUUGUCAAUGCCGCAGGAACCAGAGCUGCCGAGGUCUCGCGGCUUGCUGGUAUAGAUCUCCCGAUCGAGGCUCGCCGCAGAUACACGUACAUCUUCUCCGUCGAUGAACCUCUGUCUCAGGAUCUCCCGCUCACCAUUGAUCCUACUGGUGUUCACAUGCGAUCAUAUGGAGAGAAGGAUUACCUCGUCGGCUGCCCUCCAAUCGGCCCCGAUGUUGCUGUCAAUCCCGAUGACUUCAGCUACGCGGAGGAUGUAUGGACCUUGAAGAUGCUGCCUGUUCUCAAGAAGCGAGUUCCUCAGUUUUCCACUGCGAAGGUCACGCACUCGUGGAUGGGCCAUUAUGAGUUCAACACUUUCGACCACAAUGCCAUCGUUGGAUCACAUAAUGAAGUUUCCAACCUGUCAUUCUGCGUGGGCUUUUCUGGACAUGGAAGUCAACAGGCUCCCGCUUGUGGACGAGGUGUCGCAGAGCUCAUCACGUACGGAGAGUUUCGCACUCUGGACUUGUCGGCUUUGGGUUAUGGUCGGAUUGCUCGCAAUGAGCCUCUGAUGGAGAGAGCUGUUAUCUAGAUCUGUAGAAUGGUUGAACGUUAGAACUCUUCAUACUGCAUUGCCAUCUCAUUACCUUCUCCAGC